Messenger RNA from Alosa sapidissima (American shad), 980 nucleotides. RefSeq names its product mucosal pentraxin-like. The record is from RefSeq and is a predicted model, not a curated record. The transcript has 2 exons. The coding region runs from base 1 to 666 and encodes 221 amino acids. Lineage: Eukaryota; Metazoa; Chordata; Actinopteri; Clupeiformes; Clupeidae.
AUGAAGAAGCUGGAGCUAGUGUUCCUUACAGUAACGCUGUGCAGUGUAGCAGCACAAGCUACAACAGACUUGUCUGGGAAAGUUUUCUCCUUUCCACAACAAGGAAGCACAGCUCACGUGCGAUUGGCCCCAUUGGUGUCUAAGAUCCUGUUCUCCACCACCGUCUGCCUGAGGUUCCGCACUGACAUAGAUAACUUUGUACUCUUCUCUAUGGACACACCCGCACAAACAAACAGUUAUGCAUUCUUUAGAAUAGAAGGCCAAGUUUAUCACUUCUGGGCUUCUGGCAGCAUGGAUGAUUUCUAUGGCUUACCAAACAACUUGAAUAAGUGGAAUUCUAUAUGUGCAACCUGGGAUGCAGGCACUGGUAUGGCUCAGUUGAUUAUCAAUGAGAUCCACAGUCUGAAGAAAACUAUUUCUCCUGGUGGAUCUAUUUCUGGGCCACCCAUUAUAAUUUUAGGUCAGGAUCAGGAUAGUUAUGGAGGAGGGUUUGAUGCAAGUCAGUCUUUCAUUGGACAAAUUAGAGAUGUGCACAUGUGGGACCAUGUAAUUUCUACAUGUGAAAUCAAGAGCUACAUGCAGGGUUUCGUGCACAGGCCUGGUAAUUACCUUAACUGGGCAAGGAUGGAUUUCUCUAUUCAUGAAUAUGCUGGUAGAGGAUUUUGAAACCUGCUAGCUUAACAUGACCAAUAGAAACAAAUUAAAAGUGUGAUCUUUUGCCAUACAAGCUUUUUAUAUGUUGCUGCUAUGAGGCUAACUGGGCUCUUUCAUUUUACCUGUGGCACAAACUUAGUAAUGUUCCCACAAGAUGUCUUGAAGUUUAAAAGAGUAUGUCAGUACAUAAGUUUUCAGAAAAGCCCUGAAUAUUACAUGAUCAAAUUUGAUUCCUACCUCCCUACAUUCUUAUUACCAUGGAAAGAGAUGAGGGUCAAAGAGUGUUCAGAGAACCUGAAUGUUACGUGAUGAAAUGUGUCUUUAGA